Molecule: messenger RNA, 1329 nt
Organism: Paracoccidioides brasiliensis Pb18
Exons: 1
Coding region: 1-1329 (442 amino acids)
Molecular function (GO): protein binding
Source: RefSeq, a predicted model, not a curated record
AUGUUGCUUAAUCUGUCAACAUUGAUUAACUCGACAUCGAUCUACGAGGCUAAAACCUGCGGAGACAGAGGACAGGGACUCGUCGCGAAUGAGAGCUUUGACGAAGGAGAGUGUAUCGUCUGUGAAGAAGUGAUGGUCGCCGUGGGGACUCUUGAGACCACGGGAGGUUCAAUCGCUUCAUAUAACAAGUAUCUUGCGCAGCAAGUGAAAGCCGUGGCGAAUCCGAGUUUCAGUCGCAGGUUCUUCGAGCUUCCCCAUCUGCCGAAGGAAAAAUGGGGUCCGUUUGCAGCUGUUUUCGAGCGAGGUUCCAUCCCAAUGCAGAUAGGGGCCGUGAGAGGUCGAGUCCUUGGUUUGAGCUCCGCGUACCUCAACCAUGCAUGUCUUCCAAACGCCCAGCACACGUUGUUUACAAUGAAAUGCAACGAUGACAGGGAGGAGAGAUAUUUCCUGACCGUAUAUGCUUGUAAGAAGGUUGCGCAGGGGGAGGAGAUAACAAUUCCAUAUGACGUCUUGUACAUGGAUAGAGCCAGCCGCCAACAGUUCCUCCUGCAGGAGUAUGGGUUUGAGUGUGCUUGCAAGCUCUGCGGAAAAGAAAACUCCAGAAUUGAGGCUGGGUUUGAACUUAUCUACUUAAAGCUCCCAAUCAUCUUCACGGAAAAGGUAAUCGAUGCAGAACCGGCAGGUAUCCUGCAGAUGGCCCACACGCUUUUAGACAUACACCUCAAGGCUGAAAUAACUGAUAAUCGAUUUGCUCGGAUUUGGGAACAUUGUGCAUUCGUCUGCACGUGGCACUCUGAUGAGGGGAGGGCAAUGGUGUUCUUGUCAAAGGCUCAGAAUGCCUUUCUCAAAAUCCAAGGGGCCAACGGCAAGGACUUCUUGCGAAUUAAAGAAUUGCAGAAAGAUCCAAUGAAAACUUCGCAUUCUGGAAGUACGCAGAGAGGACUCUCUUCAAAAAAUGAUAUGGAUAUUAUCCGCAGAAAUCAAGAGCGAGACGUGGAAAUCCUGUUCAUGCUUGAUGCCAAUGACCUUGGAGAUUACAUCAAGCUUUCCGAGUAUGAACGGGCGCAUACUAGCACAAUGGAAGCGGGAGAUGAAGGGGAUAAUUGUGAGAAAAGCUCAAUCGUAGAUAUCGACGAGCUGGUAAGGGAACUCCAGGUGGAAAAAAAAGAACACGAUCAGUCUCGUCACCGACAUGCCAGCGGCGCUGAAGCUAAGUCGAAGAAAGCAAAGCGCAAGGGCAGUGAGAAAUACAAAAAGAAGGCCAGGGAUAACGUUGGUGGAGGAGAUGUUGAUGGUGAUAAGAAUCAAGAAAAGGGGAAGCAAUCCUAG